AUGUCCUUCUCCGGCCGUCGGGUUAGUAUCCUGCGUCCCUCCAAUCGUCGCUUUUCCCUGGUCAAGGAUCUGUCAGAAAACGAACUCCGAUCCGAAACUCACCGUCAAUUCCGAUCCGCCCACGAAGGUCAUCGCCCCCAUGCUGGCCUCGACGCUUCUCGUGCCUCUACCGGUGUGGUAUGGUGUACAGAACGUGCUUCCGAGCAUGGAUACGCCGAGAAUCCCUCGGAAUGGGCCAAUCUUGGCCAGGGUGCCCCCGAAGCAGACGACGAGAUCGAGGGCAGCUUCCCCCGCCCGGAAUCUAUCCCUAUCAGCUCGGCCGCCCGUGAGUACGGCCCGACCGCCGGUAUCAAGCCUCUCCGUGCCGCUGUCGCUCGUCUGUAUAAUGAACACUAUCGUCAGGGCAAGGAAAGCCAGUAUACCUGGGAGAAUGUCUGCAUUGUUCCCGGUGGUCGUGCGGGGUUGAUCCGAAUUGCCGCUAUUCUGGGCAAUUCCUACCUUUCCUUCCCAAUUCCGGAUUACUCGGCGUACUCGGAGAUGUUGAGUUUGUUCAAGAACAUUGCUCCUAUCCCUAUCCCGCUCGCUCAAGACGACCAUUACCAUAUCCAUCCCGACAAGAUCGCCGAGGAAAUCGCCCGUGGAACCCAGGUCAUUCUGACUUCCAACCCUCGUAACCCGACCGGACACUUUGUCUCCAACGAUGAGCUUGCCCAGAUUCAGGACAUCUGCAGAGACCGUGCUACCCUCAUCCUCGAUGAGUUCUACGGUGGAUACAACUACACCACCGAUUGCGACGGUUCCACCAUCAGCGGUGCUGCCAACGUGAUCGACGUCAACCAGGAUGACGUUCUCCUUAUCGACGGUCUCACCAAGCGCUUCCGUCUCCCCGGCUGGCGUAUUGCUUGGGUUGUUGGCCCCAAGGAAUUCAUCAACGCCCUAGGCUCCGCCGGCUCCUACCUCGACGGUGGCGCCAACGCCCCCUUCCAAGAAGCCGCGAUUUCCAUGCUCGAGCCAAACCUCGUCCGCACUGAAAUGAAAGCUCUGCAAUUGCACUUUCGCGAAAAGCGUGACUUCGUCCUGAAGCGUCUGCACGAGAUUGGCUUCCGCGUCCAGGACAUUCCCCAGGCCACCUUCUACAUUUGGCUGGACUUGACCUCUCUCGACCCUCCUCUCCCACGCGAGGCUAACAUUUCCGAUGGUCUGAACUUCUUCAAUGCUCUCCUGAGCGAAAAGGUCAUUGUUGUCCCCGGUAUUUUCUUCGAUUUGAACCCCGCCAAGAGACGUGACCUGUUUGAUAGUCCUUGCCAUCACUUUGUACGUUUGAGUUACGGGCCCAAGAUGGAUGUGCUAAAGAGGGGUCUGGACGGUAUUGAGCGGGUUAUCCGUCGCGCGCGCGGGGAGCAUUAUGAGUCGAAGUGGGAGGAUGAGGUCGCUGUUCAGGAUGACUAG
Aspergillus ochraceoroseus IBT 24754 is the source of this 1449-nucleotide messenger RNA. RefSeq names its product pyridoxal phosphate-dependent aminotransferase. The coding region runs from base 1 to 1449 and encodes 482 amino acids. Lineage: Eukaryota; Fungi; Ascomycota; Eurotiomycetes; Eurotiales; Aspergillaceae. The record is from RefSeq and is a predicted model, not a curated record. Gene Ontology annotation, molecular function: pyridoxal phosphate binding. The transcript is spliced from 4 exons. Gene Ontology annotation, biological process: biosynthetic process.